This is a messenger RNA of Pseudomassariella vexata, 3459 nucleotides long. RefSeq names its product nonribosomal peptide synthetase. The coding region runs from base 142 to 3345 and encodes 1067 amino acids. The transcript has 3 exons. The record is from RefSeq and is a predicted model, not a curated record. Lineage: Eukaryota; Fungi; Ascomycota; Sordariomycetes; Amphisphaeriales; Pseudomassariaceae.
AAACCAUUACGAAAAACUGGUGAAUUCCGCAUCUGAUAACGCCUUGCCGUCUAUCUUACAUCACAUAUCAAACGACAAAGCUGUUCAACAGAUCCUACCACUAUAGCGACACAGAUACAACCACACAAAUACAUCUUCAGCAUGACGGCAACCGGCACAGCCAGCUUAGGCGACGCCAACCGCGGGAAACGUCUCAUUCCUCAUGUCAUUGACGAGAACGCCCGUAAAACACCUGACAGAGAAUUUAUCCAGAUCCCGCGAUCUUCCAACCCAAAAGACGGCUGGCGCAUUGUGGCAUGGAAGGACUACGCCAAUGCUAUCAACCGCUGUGCACACAAGAUCGUCGAGUACUGCGGCGAGGCAACGCCCGGAACUUUCCCAACAAUUGCGUAUAUCGGUCCCAACGAUGUACGAUAUCUGGUAGUUGUUGUAGCGGCGGUGAAGGCUGGCUACAAGGCGCUCUUCAUCUCACCUAGAAAUUCACAAGAAGGACAAAUUAACCUUUUCGAGAUGUCGGACUGCCAUGUACUGGCCUUUUCGCCGACGCACCGCGCCAUGGUGCAGUCGUGGUUAGAGGAGAGAGACAUGAAGGCUAUCGAGGUGAGUUCCAUGGACUCUUGGUUCCCAGCCGAGGAGGUGCCCGAGUUCUCCUACAACAAGACGUGGGAGCAGGCUGAGCAUGAUCCGUUCGCGGUGCUUCACACGAGCGGUAGCACAGGCUUGCCCAAGCCGAUUGUGGCGAAGGCGGGCAUGCUGGCGAUUAGCGAUGCAUGUUAUAACCUUCGCGAGUGGAAUGGGACGCAGACCCUGCACAAAGGGUGGGCGGAGAAGUCCAAGAGGCAUUUCGUUCCCAUGCCUUUGUUCCAUGCUGCUGCAUUGUACACAAUUAUCCUAAAGUCCAUUUUCUGGGAAAUACCCGUGUGUCUUGGCAUCGCAGACCGACCCCUAUCUUCGGAUCUGGUCAUGGAGAGUCUGAAUCAGUUGGACGUGGAGUCGGCUGUACUGCCUCCGGCCACUGUGGAGGAUAUGAGCCAAAGCGAAGAAUAUAUCAAGGCGUUGGCAAAGCUGAACUGCGUUAUCUUUGGCGGUGGCAACCUCGUUCGCGAGGCAGGAAAUCGAUUGGUGAAGAAUGGUGUUGUCUUGGUAAAUUCCAUUGGGUCGACAGAGUUUGCCCCGUUUCAGGUCUACUGGCAACCCGACCCGGAGCUCUGGCAGUAUUUCAUCUUCAACGAUGAUUUGUUCGGGUGCGAGUGGCAUAAGGUUGAGGAUGACGAUGAAGUGUAUGAGCUCCACGUGGUGCGUCAGGCCAAAGAACCUGGUAUGCAGGGUUUCUUCUACACUUUCCCCGAUGCCGACGAGUACAACACCAAGGAUUUGUACAAACCGCACCCCACCCUGCCAAACCACUGGCUGUAUUACAGCCGCUCGGACGACAUCAUUGUCUUCUCCAACGGCGAAAAGCUGAACCCGGUUACCAUCGAAGAGAUCGUCUCGGAUCAUGCCGAAGUGAAGGCCGCUCUUGUUGUCGGCUCGCAGCGAUUCCAGCCCGGUCUGCUCAUCGAACCUCUUACGCCUCCCAAAGAUGCCGAGGAGGAAAAGAAACUCAUUGAUAGAAUCUGGCCCCUGGUUGUCCAAGCCAACAAGGAGACCGUCGCCCACGGGCGGAUCAGCCGGGACCUCAUUGCCGUCUCCAACCCCGACAAACCCUUCCAUCGUGCAGGCAAGGGGACGAUUCAGAGAGCUAUGAGUAUCAAAGCGUAUGCUGAGGAGAUCGACCUUCUGUACGAAAAGGCCAACUUGGUUUCGCAUUCUGACGCCCCUCGCCUGGACAUCAGCUCCGAGGAAGCAUUGGUCGAGUCCAUCGCCAAGAUGUUCGAAGACCACCUCGGCUCCCCUCACUUGGAAUCCGACACCGAGUUCUUCGCCGCCGGAAUCGACUCAAUGCAAGUAAUCAAUGCCUCUCGUCUCCUGCGUGCUGGUAUUGCGGCAUUUGGCCAGGACAACGUCGACUCGCAGACUCUGGCCACGCGAGUCAUCUACGGCAAUCCCACGCCUCGCCGAUUGGCACGCUACAUCCUCGACUCGGUCUUGUACGGCGGAUUGAAGCACAAGGCCAACGAGGACGAGGAGCAGCAACACGCGAUGCAGUUUCUGUAUGAAAAAUACACGCAAAACCUCCUCCCCAACAAAAAGGGGCGUCCCAACCCGUCAGACGUCGGCCAGACCGUUGUCCUGACCGGCUCAACCGGCAUGCUGGGCUCCUACCUCCUCGACCAGAUGGCGCACAACCCUUUGGUAAAGAAGGUCAUCUGUCUCAACCGCGCCGCAGAUGGCGGCGUCAAGCAGCAGGCCAAGGCCAUGGUCGGGAGGGGUCUGGACCCCAGUUACCAGGGCAAAGCCGAGUUCUACCACACCGAUCUGUCGAGGUCCAAUUUUGGCCUGCCGAGGGAUGUGUACGCGCGGCUGUUAAAGGAGGCGGAUCGCGUGGUGCAUAAUGCGUGGCCGGUUAAUUUCAAUAUCACGGUCGAGACGUUUGAACCACACCUUUGCGGUGUGAGGAACUUGGCAGAUUUCGCCGCGAAAGCCGAGAAGAGGGUCGCAGUUGUUUUCAUUUCGUCCACUGGCACGGCCGAUCGGUGGGAUUCGACUACCCGUGGUCCCGUCCCCGAGGAGAGACUCGAUGAUGUGAGUAUCCCUAGUGGUGGAUACGGACGGAGUAAGAUGGUGGGUAGUUUGAUUAUGGAAGAUGCCGCCAAGGUGGGAGACUUUCCCGCUGCCAUUAUCCGAGUGGGCCAGAUCGCCGGCCCCGAACGCGAGGAAGGAGCCUGGAACCGACAGGAGUGGCUGCCUAGUAUCGUGGCCAGUAGUCUGUACAUGAAGGCGCUGCCCAGCAACCUGGGAGCCAUGGACAGGGUCGACUGGACGCCGGCAGAACGCAUUGCGAGUUUGGUCCUUGAGAUUCUCGGCGUGGCGCAGAAGGUCGAUCCUGAGGACAUCACAGGUUACUAUCACGGCGUGAACCCAUCAGUGACCUCUUGGAAGGAGUUGGCGCCUGCGGUGCAGGAGUUCUACGGCGAGGACCGGAUCAAGGAGUUCGUCAGCUUCAGAGAAUGGGUCAACCGUUUGGAGAAAAGCCAGGCGGAUGGGAUUCAGUCCGUCGAUGCGAAUGCUGGUGUUAAGCUACUCGACUUUUACAAGUUGUUAGCUGAGGAUCAGGAGGCCGGGCAUCACGGGAUGCAGUUUGAUAUGCGCAAUACGGUCAAGAGAAGUGUGACUAUGGCGAGAUCGGGUGUUGUUACGAAGGACAUGAUGAAGCGGUGGUGUAAACAGUGGGGAUUCCAAUAGGGGUAUUUUGAAUUGAUUUACUUUUGUUUUUGAAGCAGAGAGGGAUAGAUAUUGUUCAACGCUGCAUAGAUUUAGACCGUUCGAGGAAAUCAAAUACGCCCAUGAAAUGUUCAC